Molecule: messenger RNA, 555 nt
Organism: Helicoverpa zea (corn earworm)
Lineage: Eukaryota; Metazoa; Arthropoda; Insecta; Lepidoptera; Noctuidae
Product: glycine-rich RNA-binding protein 8-like
Exons: 2
Coding region: 56-493 (145 amino acids)
Source: RefSeq, a predicted model, not a curated record
AUAUAGCGCGGCGGCGAGCGCUCGGCAGCACAGACGCAGCAACAAGCAAGUCAACAUGAAAGCCUUCAUCGUCCUGUGCACGCUGGUGGCGGUGGCGGCGAGCGCCGCGGUGCGCGAGAAGCGCGGCUACAGCAGCGGCUGGAGCGGCUCCCUGGGCGGCUACUCCGGCGGCCUGUCCGGCGGCUACUCCGGCGGCCUCUCCGGCGGCCUCUCCGGCGGCUACUCCGGUGGCUACUCCGCGCCCGCUGCCCAGGUGGUCGCCGUCAACAAGGUGGUGAACGUGCAGCGCGAGGUCAUCGUGCCGCAGGUGGUCAACGUGCGCAAGAUCGUCUCCAAGCCGCAGGUGGUCACCGUCAAGCAGGUCGUGCCCGUCUCCGGCGGGUACGGCGGCUCCCUCGGCGGCGGCUACUCCUCCGGCUCCAUCGGCUACUCCUCGGGCUACUCCUCCGGCGGCUACUCCUCCGGCGGACACGGCGGCUCCGGCUGGUGGUGAACACUCUAGUCACAGACUCUCUAGUUAAUGUACAAAUUGUAAAUAAAAUAUAUUUUACUUUA